AUGAGGCUCGAACUCUCUUCCGAGAACCUGGCAUCCGUCCCACACUUUGUGUGGCUGGGAUUGGCGCUGGUGGUAGCACAGCUCCUCCAUUCAGCAACCAAGCGACCCAAGAUCAACCUUCCGGGUCCACGUGGCUGGCCGUACGUUGGCAACCUGUUCCAACUGGGCGAGGACGCGGCACAGACGGACUACAAGUGGUGCAAAAAGUAUGGUCCGGUCUACAAAGUGCAGCUGGGAGAGCGCGAGGUGUUGGUCGUCAACUCGGUACAGGCUUCCAAGGAGUUGCUGACCGACUUGGGAAGCAUCUACAUCAGUCGACCCUUAUUUUACACUUUCCACACCGUCGUCUCUUCCACUGCCGGCUACACAAUCGGCACUUCGCCAUGGGACGAGUCGUGCAAGCGCAAGCGUCGAGCUGCUGCCACCGCACUCAACCGUGUGGCCGUGCAGAGCUAUGUUCCCAUCAUUGACCGUGAGACGCUCUCGCUGGUCGAGGAUCUUUACAACUCAAAGUGCAAGGCGAUCGCACCUUUCCCUUACUUCCAGCGACUGGCACUGAACGUUUCCCUCGUCGUCAACUACGGCGUUCGAUUGGACAAGGUGGGAGACGAGCUGCUCGAAGAGAUCGUCCAAGUCGAGACGCACGUAGCCAACUUCCGAUCUGUUUCCAACUCGCCUGCCGACUACUUGCCUAUCGUUCGCUACCUGCCUCGCUUUGGACGCAACAGCAAAGCUUUCGCCGGACAGAUCCGAGCCCAUCGUGACGUAUACAUGAACCGACUGCUCAACGAUCUCAAAGAUCGAGUCAAGGCUGGUACCGAUAUCCCCUGCAUCACUGGCAACAUCCUCAAGGACCCUGAAGCCAAGUUGACGGACGAAGAGCUCUCGUCGAUCUGCCUUUCGAUGGUUUCCGCUGGACUGGACACGCUUGCCAACACUUUCAUCUGGUCCGUAGGCUACCUUGCCAAGCGACCCGACAUCCAGGAGAAAGCAUACAACGAAAUGUACAAGGUGUACAAGGGUGGGAUCCCAAGCUCGGAGGAAGAGACUGUCGAGUACAUUACUGCGCUGCACAAGGAAUGUUCUCGUUACUUUACCGUGCUCAAGCUUGCUCUUCCCAAGGCGACACUCGGCGACUCGACGUACAAGGGAGUCCACAUCCCCUCUGGCACUACCGUCUUCCUCAACGCCUGGGCUAUUCACAAGGACAAGGAGCACUACGGCGAUGUCGAAAACUUCCGCCCCGAACGUUUCCUGGAAGCUGGUGAGGAGAACAAGCAAGCGCACUACUCGUUCGGUGCUGGACGACGCAUGUGUGCCGGUGUCCACCUUGCCAACCGCGAGCUGUACAUUGCUUUUUGCAAGGUGAUCCACUUCUUCAAGAUCGAGCUGUCCGAGGAUCCUGCCGAACAGGAUUACGACAUCAACCCGGCUACUGGAUGCGCCAACCCCAAAGGUCUCAGUUCGACACCGAAGCCUUUCAAGGUGAGGUUUGUGCCACGAGACGCAGCGACGAUCGAAGAAUGGAUCGAGAAUGAAAAGUCUCGUACCGAAUUGCAGAUGGCUACUGAGAUCCAGAAGGUUUAG
Molecule: messenger RNA, 1587 nt
Organism: Ustilago hordei
Lineage: Eukaryota; Fungi; Basidiomycota; Ustilaginomycetes; Ustilaginales; Ustilaginaceae
Product: putative Cytochrome P450 monooxygenase/Phenylacetate hydroxylase
Exons: 1
Coding region: 1-1587 (528 amino acids)
Molecular function (GO): iron ion binding; monooxygenase activity; oxidoreductase activity, acting on paired donors, with incorporation or reduction of molecular oxygen
Source: RefSeq, a predicted model, not a curated record